AUGAAGUCAGUCCUUGCCCAACGACAUCAGAUGAGACAUUGGCGUUCUAUAGCGAGAGAAUUUGAGAGCAAAUGGAACGUCCCACAUGCCUGUGGCGCCAUUAAUCGGAAACACGUUGCAAUUAAGAAGCCUCCACGUUCUGGGUCGCUUUUUUACAAUUAUAAAGGUUUCUUUUCUAUUGUGCUCAUGGGUCUUGUCGAUGCCAAUUACCGUUUCUUGUGGGUGGACGUUGGUGGAGAUGGUGCCAUGUCUGACGGGCAAAUCUUCAAUGAAUCAGAGCUAAAAGAAUGCCUUGAAGACUGUUUCAUAAACUUACCUGGUCCUGAUACCCUCCCCCACGAUGACCAAAACACACCAUAUUUCUUUUUGGGGGAUGAUGCCUUCGCACUCAGAACUUUUAAGAUGAAACCGUACUCCAGGCGACAGCUUACAGAUGAAGAAAGGAUUUUUAACUACCGCAUAUCAAGAGGACGCCGGGUUGUUGAGAAUGCAUUUGGCAUCUUGGCCAUGAGAUGGCAAGUUCUCGAACCAUGCAACAAAAGCCAGAUACUGUUCGGGUCAUAG
Molecule: messenger RNA, 564 nt
Organism: Mercenaria mercenaria
Lineage: Eukaryota; Metazoa; Mollusca; Bivalvia; Venerida; Veneridae
Product: putative nuclease HARBI1
Exons: 1
Coding region: 1-564 (187 amino acids)
Source: RefSeq, a predicted model, not a curated record